UAUGUAUUGAAAACACAAAUGAAAUGCAAAGCAUGAUGGGAUUUGAUUACAAUUUAGCUCAUAUCUUAUUAUCGUUGUGACAGCUGCCUUUCCGUGCACAAACACGGAAGCAGUAUGGCGUCAAACAACAAUAGCUCCGACAGGCAACGAAUUGCACAGCAAAGAUUAAGCAGAAUUGCAGCGCAUUUACAUAAACAUGAGGACGGUAACUCGGGAAUUAUCGCAAAAGAAUGCAAAAUUGAUGCGACUGGUUCACCGGAAGAGAAUAAAGGGACGGUGCCGAGAAAGAGGCAGGAGAUUAUGAAGUGGAAUGGCUGGGGGUACAGUGACUCCAAAUUCCUCUUUAACAAGAAGGGUCAAGCAGAGUUUACAGGCAAAAGGUAUAGGCUAAGUGGGAUGACCCUGCCCAGAUUGCAGGACUGGUUUGAAAAUACCUUUGGUGCCAGUGUGAAGCAUAAAAGCCCUGCGACACCAGUCCUGAAUGCCAGCGUUGUGCCGCCGCCCAGACUGAACGAGGCAUUCGUAGAGAACCUGAAGGCCACAGGCAUCCCAUUCUCCAAUGAGGCGGAGGACAGGGUGUUCCGUGCCCACGGUCAUUGCUUACAUGAAAUCUUUGCUCUCAGAGAAGGGAAGAAAUUUGAGCGUGUUCCAGACAUGGUGGUGUGGCCAAACUGCCACAAAGAUGUGGUGAAAAUUGUGGAGCUGGCGUGCAAGCACAAUGUUUGUCUGAUACCGUACGGCGGAGGUACCAGUGUGACCAGUGCUCUAGAGUGCCCCCCGGAGGAGACCCGCUGCAUCGUCUCUCUGGAUACUUCCCAGAUGAACCGCAUAUUGUGGCUCGACGAGAAUAAUUUAGUCGCCCACGUUGAAGCUGGCAUCAUCGGUCAGGAUCUGGAGAGAUUACUCAACGAGAGUGGCUACUGUUCGGGGCAUGAGCCAGACUCCAUGGAGUUCAGUUCGCUGGGCGGCUGGGUGGCUACUAGAGCAUCGGGCAUGAAGAAGAACGUAUAUGGUAACAUUGAGGACCUGGUGAUCCACAUAAAGGCGGUGACCCCUCGAGGGGUGAUCGAGAAGAGCUGCCAGGGGCCACGCACGUCCACUGGGCCAGACAUCCACCACUUCAUCCUGGGCUCAGAAGGAACCCUUGGUGUGGUUACCGAGGUAACGAUGAAGAUCCGACCAAUCCCAGAGUACCAGAAGUAUGGCUCGGUGGUCUUCCCUAACUUUGAGGCAGGCGUGGCCUGCUUGCGAGAGGUUGCCAAGCAGAGGUGUGCACCGGCCUCCAUCCGGCUCAUGGAUAACAAACAGUUUCAUUUCGGUCAUGCCCUGAAACCUCAAGUGUCGUCCAUUUUCACACAUUUUGUUGAAGGGUUAAAGAAGUUCUACAUCACCAAGUUGAAAGGUUUCGACCCCCACCAGUUGGUGGUUGCCACCCUUCUCUUUGAAGGGGACCGCGAGAGGGUCUUGCAGCAUGAAAAACAAGUUUAUGACAUCGCAGCAACAUUUGGGGGCCUGGCAGCUGGAGAGGACAAUGGGCAGAGAGGCUACAUACUGACCUUUGUCAUCGCUUACCUCCGGGACUUGGGGAUGGACUACUGUGUGGUUGCAGAAUCCUUUGAGACAUCGGUGCCUUGGGACAGGGUAUUGGACCUUUGCCAGAAUGUCAAGGAGAGAAUUAUCAGAGAGUGUAAAGAAAGAGGAGUCCAGUUUCAACCGUUGACCUCAUGCAGAGUGACUCAGACCUAUGACUCUGGCGCAUGUAUAUACUUCUACUUUGCCUUCAACUACAGAGGACUGGCGGAUCCAGUCCAUACAUACGAACAAGUGGAGCAUGCUGCCAGAGAGGAGAUCCUAGCCAAUGGAGGAAGCCUCUCGCACCACCAUGGAGUUGGGAAACUUCGUAAGGAGUGGAUGAAGGACAGCAUCUCUAACGUGGGCGUCGGGAUGCUCAAGUCCGUUAAGGAAUAUGUGGACCCGGAAAACAUUUUCGGCAACCGAAACCUCCUCUAAUUUAUUUACAUGACAUUUUUUAUAACAACCUCUUGGAAUAAUGGGUUACUAAAUAUGACGAGCAGUAUCAAUGUCUUUCACCUUCGGGGUGACUUCGUUGUGCAGUCAACAUCAGUCGGAUGACUUGCCUUGCAUUACAUUACUGCACUUAACGUGCUGGGGCGGCAGGGUAGCCUAGUGGUUAGAGCGUUGGACUAGUAACCGAAAGGUUGCCAGUUUGAACCCCCGAGCUGACAAGGUACAAAUCUGUCGUUCUGCCCCUGAACAGGCAGUU
Oncorhynchus mykiss (rainbow trout) is the source of this 2284-nucleotide messenger RNA. Its product is annotated as alkyldihydroxyacetonephosphate synthase, peroxisomal. Lineage: Eukaryota; Metazoa; Chordata; Actinopteri; Salmoniformes; Salmonidae. The record is from RefSeq and is a predicted model, not a curated record. Gene Ontology annotation, biological process: lipid biosynthetic process. Gene Ontology annotation, molecular function: alkylglycerone-phosphate synthase activity; FAD binding. Gene Ontology annotation, cellular component: peroxisome.